UAAAAAUAGUAGUAAACUCUCAGAUUAAAAUUAACGUAGGUUACUACUUAAAAUAAAGUUUAAUUAUAAAUUAUGCGUUACGUUUUGAAGAUUUAUUUUAUAGAGAUAUAAUUUCAAUUUAAUAAAAAAAUGAGUUUUAUUAAAUUAAGAUUCUUAAAAUAAUAGAAAAUUUUAGUGUGUCGGAAAUAUAAAAGAUUUAAAUGUAUAAAUGUUGAAUUUUUUUUAUUAAAUAAGAAUAAAUCUCAGGGGUUUCAAAGCUACUAGUUGGGCGCCAAUUGUAAUAAACCAAAAAUAAAAAGAAAGAAAAAGAAAAUAAGAAAAUAAAAUAAAAAUGUGAUUGUGGUAGUAGUGGGGUAGAAUAAGAGAAAUAGUUAGUGGUAGUAGAUUAUUAUAGAUAUUAUUUAUUAUAAGUUUUGUAGUUUUAAUAUCUUCAGUUUUAUUUAAAUUAAUUUUCACAUUAAUUAUUUCUCUCAUUAAUUAUUAAUGGUUUAUCACGCAAUAGAUUGUUGGAAGUUUGAAAGCAUAGAUUAAAUUGUACUUACCUUACUUCCUGUGUAAUACAAUAAUAUUUCAAGUAAUCCAGUGUUGAUUUCCGCAUUAAACGCACUACGUAUACGAUUUACACUAUUCGCCAUAUAGUCUAUAUAAUUACUUAUAAAAACGAUUUAAGAUUUUUAAAUAUUAUGAUUUAAUUACACAAAGUCCAAGACUGAUCUUUCUUGUAAAAGAUUCUACACACUCUAUAUCUUAUUAUAAUGUAAUUUAUAAUCUGUAUUUAUUAAUUUUUUACGUGCGUUGAAUAAAUAUUUUUUUUGAAAGAGUAUUUUUUUUAUUGAGAGAUCGAUAUCAAUAUUUUUUAAAUUUUCCUCUGGCCUGGCCAAAACAAGAUUCAGAAAUAUCUAUAUCUAUGUAAAAAAAUUAUCAAGGCAGAAUUGUGGUGGCCCAAUGUGUCCCGGCACUAGAAAGCGCCUUAAAAGGAUGCGGCACAAUAAUCACCAGGAUAAAAUUUAAACACUACAAAUAUAUUCGUAAGUUUCUCUGCGUUGUCUGCCAACGCGAUGUUUCUUAAAAAAAAGACAUUAGUAGAUUUUGUGUCUUUAAAAAUCGCUUUUUAUAGUCUGAAGGGGUAGCCUAGCGAUCUCUACCGUGAUCCUUGAAGCUGAGGCUUUGUAUUCUAAUUGGUUAAUUAUAAAAAGAAUCCUGCGUAUGGGCGUUACUUAAUUAUUUCUACAAGAGGGAGAUUUUUUGCAUGAUUAAAGGGUUAUUUUGUAUUUUAAAUAAGAGAACCCUGUUUUAGUGAUCUUGUAUAAUUAUAAUAUGUGACAUACAUGUACAACAAUAAUAAUGAAUAGAAAACACAGUUUCUUCUCUAUUUAUUAAACUAUCGUAGUUUUUAGGAAAUCAAAAAUGUAUUUAAUUCGAUAAAAUUUUGAAAAUGAAUAUAUUCAAUGUUAAAGAAUAAUAAAAAAAAUUGUUCAAAUCAAUUUUCGAGAAUUACCCGGAAUAUUCAUUAAUAACCAAAAAGAUUAUCAUAUUAUAAUUGUAGCAGUAUUUCUGGUUUGAAUAACAUUUCCAUGGCAACCAUUUAUAUAUUUAUAAAUAAUGAUGAUUUUCACAUAAAAAUCAUUUUCGAUCUAAUUAAGUAAAUCAAUAUUUUUUGAUAAAAAAUGGUUAAUAUUAUUACACGAAUAAUAAGAAUUGCCAAGAAGAAACUUGGGUUAAGGAAAAAACGCAAUGGUAAUUCUAUGCACAUUUGAACGUUUGCUAAAUUUAUUUUCUCUAUUUAUGAUUAAUUCUUACGUGUUACAGUCAUUAUAAUUUUUUUUUUUACGUUAUUAAUUUUUAUUUUAUUUAGUCACCUCAGUAGAUUAUGGAACACAAACAAACAAAUUGACAAAUGAUAUAAACGGUCAAAUAAAAUCUGUUCCAGAAGCACAUAUUUUGGAGUCGCAGAAUAAGGAAGUUCAAGACAUUGCAGUUCAGACAUCUUUAUUAACCUCUGAGAAACUUACUCAGACUAAUAUUAAACUUAUGUUUAAUGUGUCUGAGACACAAACAGAAUUGUCCUUACUGAAUUCAUUAAAUUGUGAAACGCAAACUGACGUGUCAUUAGAAAAUAUUAUUUCAAAUAAAAAAUCUUUGCAUGAGCGUCGUAAUUCAAUUUCAAUAUUAAAAAAUUAUAUGCACACUGGUUCUCAGUGUUGUCUCUUACCUACUACAAACGAGCCCCUUUUAGACACUAUAAAGAAAUUACCUUUAAAAGUAAAUAAUUGCGUUGAGGAAGGAAUUAAUCCUUCAACGACACUUAAUGACACUCAAGAAAAGACUGAACCGUAUGUGACAAAAAAACACAUAACCACUGAAGGUAAAUUUGAACAAAUUUCUAAUAGAAAUAUCACAUUAGUUGAUGAAAUUAUAGAACAUGAUGAUUUGAAGUCAUGUAUUUCGUUUCCUUUAGAAGCAUCUAAAGAAGUAGAUGCGGUGUAUGAUUGGUCAAAUGCUGUAGAGGACUUCAAUAAAACAUACUUGAAUGUAGGUGUAGUGAAUAAGCAGAACGGAUCUCAGGUCGACAAUGGUCUACAAUUAUAUACUCUGGAUAAUGUUCCUCAACUUCAAUUAAGGAAUAUUUAUGAUUAUAGCAUGAGAGUGCUGUACUGUCAAGCAGAUUUUUUUUGCAUGACAAAAGUCAAAAAUGAAUAAAUAAUAAGAACUAUGGAAAAUAUUAUGAAUGUAUAUUAUAAACAUACACAAGAUUGUAAUUUUAAACCACGACGUGAUGAACUUUGUGCCGUUAAAUAUAGUAAUCAACAAUUUUAAUUAUUAAAAUACUAUGAAGAUAAAUAAACUUCAUACGGAUUUAUGAUAGACAUUUGAUUAGUCAACUAAAAUAAUUUAUUAGUACCUUUUUUCUUUCAUAUGAGUGCAUCGUAACUCAUAACAUUCAAACAUUGUCUUUAAUUGAGAAAUAUUAUACCAAAAAAAAAAAAAAAUUUCCAUUAUUUUCUUCUUAAUAUAUCUAUUUUAAUUUAGGUGACGGUAACUGGUAUAGAGGAGUUUGUACUGGUGUUGAAAAUACCGUGGAUGGAAGUCAAUUUUAUAAUAUUAAUUUAAUCGAUUGGGGAGAAACGGUUUCUGUAAUAUCAGCUGAACUGCGUAGAUUGGAAACGUUUUAUAUGAAACACGCGCCUUUGGCAGUUAAAUGCAUUAUAUCGGGUAUCUAUAAUAUUAUUAGUUUAUUCGUUGAAAACUCAACAAUUUUUUUAUUUUAGAUCUCAAAUUAUCUAACGCACGUAAAAAAACUCUGCGAAAACUGACGAAUAAUGUAUAUAAAUACAAAGUCAAUUUAAGUCUUGGUACCCGUAACUAUUUAAUAUCUUCGAAAACAAUUCUGGACAUAUUACGUUAUCGUUAAGAUUAUUGAUAUUCUGUUAUGUAUUAUAUAUUUUUGUCCAGUAGUCAAAUAAUUAAGUUAACUUGUGUUUAAAGAAAUUGUUUACUGCUUUCAUUAUAUAAUUUAAAAUAAUAAUAUUUACUUAGAUUGUUUAAGAUAAAUUUGUAUAAUUAAAAUAUUGUAUUCUAUUUAUUAGAUCGUUUUCCUUUAAUAAUUAGUAUUGAGAUCUUGAACAAGGCAAAUUAACAAAGGUACAAAUAGACAAUUGAAAAAAACAUUGUAUUUAGAGUUUCCUUGGAUUACAAGUAUUAUUAUAAUUGUUUGAACGCAGCGGCCGGUGGUAUUCACGCGGGUUCGUUAACGUUCGUGGUUUUGUUUUGUCUUAAGUUUUUAGCUAUGUCGAGGAUGAGGAAUAAGGUGAGUGGACUGUAUGUUUGAAUGUAGAAUGAAUUUCACAAGAUAUAAUUAUAACGAUUAAAUGUAUUAUACAAGAAAUAUAAAAUCUUAUAUACACCGAUGUGGAUAGGGGGGACACUUAAUACUAAUGCCACUAAGGCGAUGAUAUAAACAAAUAAUAAAUUAUACAAGCGAGUGUUAGAAAGAUAAAUGAACAAGCAUUAUACUUAUCUGCUAAAUGAAACGGCUGAUGAUAAUGUUGAAUAUUGAAAGGAUCAAUUGAAGUCGAAUGCAAGUAGCUGACCAAAGUGUACAAUUAGUUGUCAACGGUAUCGUAAAGUAUCUCAGAAAAUAUAUAGACCCAACGGCGAUGAACUGAGCGCACGGGGUACGACAAUCGCAAAGGUGAUAUUUUCUUUUUACAUUAAAAACGAAUAGAAAAAAAACUGGCUCGCAAACGCCAUAGAGCUUAUAGCAGAAGAAGCGUUAAGAUGGCGGCGACAAUGGUGACAUAGAGAGAAAACCGACAACAACUCGAUGUAGCACAACGAUAACAUGAUUAAUCAAAAACACAUUUUCUUGACAGCACAUUCGAUCGAUGUGUAUCCAACAAUAAUAAUGAAUAGAAAACACAGUUUCUUCUCUAUUUAUUAAACUAUCGUAGUUUUUAGGAAAUCAAAAAUGUAUUUAAUUAGAUAAAAUUUUGAAAAUGAAUAUAUUCAAUGUUAAAGAAUAAUAAAAAAAAUUGUUCAAAUCAAUUUUCGAGAAUUACC
Daktulosphaira vitifoliae (grape phylloxera) is the source of this 4560-nucleotide messenger RNA. RefSeq lists its product as uncharacterized. The coding region runs from base 2032 to 2700 and encodes 222 amino acids. Lineage: Eukaryota; Metazoa; Arthropoda; Insecta; Hemiptera; Phylloxeridae. The record is from RefSeq and is a predicted model, not a curated record. The transcript is spliced from 4 exons.